Monosiga brevicollis MX1 is the source of this 3171-nucleotide messenger RNA. RefSeq lists its product as uncharacterized. The transcript is spliced from 11 exons. Bases 1 to 3171 code for a protein of 1056 amino acids. The record is from RefSeq and is a predicted model, not a curated record. NCBI's taxonomy places the organism in Eukaryota, Choanoflagellata, Craspedida, Salpingoecidae.
AUGGAGGAGAGCGAGUUACCCCAGAGCGCGUGGCGGCAUACCAACUAUCGUCGUCACUAUGCGCGCCUCAGAGCACAGCAAGCUCAGGCGAUCGGCGCUGAGGUGCUGCCUGCUGGAGAAUUGCAGAUUGACCUCAGUGGUGGACCCAAUACCAACGCGCCGAGGGUGGUAGUGAAUGGCAGUGCUGAAAUGGCUCAUCCGAGUCAUUCGGCAGAUAUGGGCGCUGGUCCCAUGCCUGCACCUGGAUAUCUGCCGGAAAGCCUGCUGGCCGAUAUGAGCGCGACGAGGGCGGAGACAGGGACGGUCACACCAAGCGCACAAUCUUCAGACCCAACAACAACCUUGGCUGGUUCGACGAGCAACAACCCAGCGCCAGCAGUGGGCACCGUGCCCGCGAACAGCGACUCAAUGACAAUAGCAGAUGGAGCCGGCUUCUCCGAGGCUGUCUGGCAGGCCAAAUGGCAAGAGCUCAACGCCUACUGGGCCAAUUAUGUGCAGCAGCUACAAGCUUACUAUGAACAGCAGGUUUGCUCUUUGCCCAAUCUCGCCCCGCAGUACACACACACACACACACACACACACACACACACACACACUCCGCGCAUCGAUUGCCCCUCUCGCUCAUCUCAGUUCAUCACGUUGCGGUUACAGAUUUCUCAACAUGACCCAGCUGUGAGCGAGACCCAGGGCUCGGGCAGCGAGGUUGUGGACCCAUCUGAAGUCGAGGCCCUGCAUAAGGAGGUUGGGCAACUCAAGCUCAAAGUUUCGGGGCUAAAAGCUCAGCUGCGAGCAGCUCGAAAGCGUACCAGCAAUGGUGGCGAGAGUAGCUCAGCCACAAACAAACAGGAUCCGGAGAAUUCCACUGCUCCAGUGAUGGCUGACUCCUCAUCUCUCAGUGUGGAUGCUGCCACACACGCUGCUAUGACACAAGAAUUAGCAGCGCUGCGCGAAGCUCAUGCCAAUGCUCAAGCCGACUUGAAGCGUCAGGCAGAGGUGCAGAAAGAGCUCGAGGCUGCCUUGGUGGACGCCGAAGCCCGUUGCAAAACACAGCAGGAGACGGCACACAAUAGCCAAGAGGAGCUUGCAGCUAUCCUGGCUCAACGGGACGAGGAGUUGGCCGGUUUGCGUGCUGAAGCAAGCACGGCACAUGCAGGCUCCGCAUCUGAGGAAACGAUGCUUGAAGAGCUGCGUCAAGAACGAGACUUACUCGAGGCAGCUCUAGAACAACGUGGUGCACAAGUGGCGCGACUCAAGGCGGAUCUGCGCCAAGCGGAGCAAGCCGUCGCAGAGGCUCGCGCCGCGCAAACCAUUGCUUCAAAGGAGCAGGACUUGGCACAGCUGCGCGAGCAAGUCAAGGUGGCCCAGACCGCGGCUGCAGAGGCAGUGCAAGAUCAGGAUCGCACCGUCGAGCUUGAGUCGGCACUGGCCGAGCGCAAUGAAGCAUUGGCAAAUCUCCAGCAAACCAUUGCUUCAAACGAGCAGGAAUUGGCACAGCUGCGCGAGCAAGUCAAGGUGGCCCAGACCGCGGCUACAGAGGCAGUGCAAGAUCAGGAAGCUGGUAAACAGCAGCUGGCCCGUACUCAGGAGCAGCUGACCGGAUUGUGCGCAGCCACGCGUCCACUGUACCAAGGCUUAGACAGCUUGCGGGCCAGCUUUGCACGGGCUGCCAAUCGUGCUGCGCAUGCAGAUGUCCUUGCCUGCACACUGCUGCGCCGCCAAGACAAUGCCAAUGUGCGCCGAGCCCUCCAUGACCGCUUGUCUCACGCGGAAGCACAACUAGCAGAGGCCCGCCAGGCCGCAGCAGCCGUCAAGCCGCUACGCGAGGCGCUUGAGGCCGCCUCCUCUCAAGCUUCGCAAAACUCCAAGUCGCAGGAAGAGCUGGAGGUAGCCUUGAAUGAAACAGCACGCUUGCGCGAUCGCCUCGCGGCAACGGAGGCUGCUCAGGCCGAGGCACUUGCCGGGUUUGACAUGGAGCGUGAAGAGUUGCAGGCCGCUGUUCGACGAGCGCAGGCCGAACUUGAUGCUCUACGCGCACCACAUGCUGAAGCUGGUGCCCUGGCCGAAAGCCUUCAGGCACAGCUUCAAGACCGUGAUCGACAACUAGCAGCAGCCGAGGCUCGUGUUGCAGCACGUGAAAGCGAGGCACAAGAACUGCGGGAAAGCUGUGCAGCUACCCGCAGUGCGAUUGAAGAGCUCACUGAAGCGUAUCGGGGCCAGUGCAAGACGGCUGCCGAACUACGUGAGGGCAUGAUGAUGCACAUGAAACUGCGCGAGGAAAAGGAAGACGCGAGGUCCUUGUUGGAACAAAAGGGUCGUGUUGACCCAUCGAACCAUUGUCUUGUCUUUGAGGCUUAUGCAAGACGUGCUUGCUCUGUUAGGGAACGCGUGGUUACUCUUGAGCUCAAGUUGUCAGAGGAACAAUCUCAGCGCGAGUUGGCAGAACGGCAAUCGCGUCAACAGGAGGUCAUGUCUCCCAGUAUGGCCUUUACUUUGGGCGAGUAUGAAGCGCAGAUCACUCAUUUAAAGGCCGAAGCUGAGCGGCAGCAGGCACGGUACGCGCGCCUGGAGCUAGAACGUGAGGCCGCUCGGGCCAACGCUGAUGGUGAGCGUGACAGUGAAUUGGCACAACUGCGCGAGAAGUUGAAAGACAUGUCGGCGUUGCGUGAGGACCUGCGUGAAUGGCGCCAGCGAGCAGAGGAGGCUGAGGAUGAGCGACAACGCCUGGCCGACGAGCGGGGCCAGGAGUCACGCCAUCUGCACAACGUGAUUGAGGCCAUGAUGGAGCAGCACCAAGCCGACCUCGAGGUUCUCAAGCAGGAACAUGCCACGACACUCAAGCAAGUCGCGGAAGAGACCAAGUUGUUGGAAGCUCAGCUGACUGCUCGCUUUGAGCAUCAACUGCUUGGUGUAGCGGCGGCUGAUGAAGAGUCAUCGGUCAUCUCCGCCGUCAUGAGCGACCUCGGCGGCUUUGACAAGGGUUUGACGUGUGUUCGGCUGGGCCAAGGCCAAUAUUCAUUUCGCUACGCGGGUCACGGUAUCAAUCGUGAAGUGACCAUGACGGUGCGGCUGAGUGGCCAAAAAAUUAUGGUACGCAAAGGAGUACACAAGGCAUCUAGGCAAAGGCAAAGCAUCAUCCUGAGUCCCCGUCACUCAUUCCAACAACUCAAUUAG